Messenger RNA from Alosa sapidissima (American shad), 1820 nucleotides. RefSeq names its product 1-phosphatidylinositol phosphodiesterase-like. Gene Ontology annotation, biological process: lipid metabolic process. The transcript has 3 exons. The coding region runs from base 47 to 952 and encodes 301 amino acids. The record is from RefSeq and is a predicted model, not a curated record. NCBI's taxonomy places the organism in Eukaryota, Metazoa, Chordata, Actinopteri, Clupeiformes, Clupeidae. Gene Ontology annotation, molecular function: phosphoric diester hydrolase activity.
GCACACUAAUUCAAAGCUUUGUUUGCCUACAGUCUUAUGAGAAGAUAUGAACAACGUCAUUUGGAAGGUUCUUUUUGUCUCAUUGCUCAUGACAUUUGAGCACAUGAGCUGCAGUGAAGACCAAUCAUUUAAUGACGCCUCAGUGCUUAGACUACCACAAUCAUAUCGCAUUGACUGGAUGAGAUCCAUUGAUGACAACAAGUUGAUCUCUGACAUCACCAUUCCCGGCACCCAUGACACCAUGGCCCUUCACGGUGGCCCGGCUGCAGAAUGCCAGGCCUGGUCAUUGGCAGAUCAGCUAAGGGCAGGCAUACGCUAUCUGGAUCUCCGGGUGUUUGCCUUUGACCAUAAGCUCUACAUCAUGCAUGGUGUGAUUUAUCAGCACACUACAUUUACUGAUGUGCUGAGCACUCUUCGGGACUUUCUAAAGGAGUACAGGAGUGAAGCUGUUUUCGUGAGGGUAAAACCAGAUGGCCAACUGUUUGAUAAAGAUGAGGUUGAGGGGUUGGUUGAAAAGCUCAUUGUUGGUGAUGAAGAUUUCUGGGUUGAGUCAGCUAUACCAAGGAUGGGUGAGGUUAGAGGCAAGAUUGUGUUACUGCAGAAAGACAGCUUUAAGUUAGGUAUUCCAAUUCUGGGUACUGACAAGAAGGGUGACUACGAGGUUACCCACAUUCCUGAGAAAGAGCGUAUGAUCGAGACACAUUUGAAAGAGGCUGAGGGAGCCUGUGGUGGUGGGGAUUAUGUUGUACUGUCUUACUCCAGUGGGACUGGCAUUGGCACACUGGAGGGCAUGUUUUUAACGCCAAAAAGAGUAGCUGAGAAAAUUGAUCCUUGGUUCUAUGGCUAUCUGAAUAAGCUUGACCCAGAAAAGGGAUCCUGUUUUGGCAUCAUUGCCAUGGAUUUUCCUGGCUUAAACCUCAUACAAACUGUGAUCAACCUAAAUACAUUUUAGAUGUUAUACCAAAUGUGUAAUCACUAAUCAAAUCUAUGCAGAAUAUAAUAUAUAAUCAAAAGACUGCAUUGUAGUCAGCAUAUGUUGCACAAAUACAAAUCCAUUUGCAUGAUUUUAAACCGUGAGAACCUUUCAAUCAAAUAGCUUAUCCUCUAAUAAAGUGAUAGUUGAGGGCACUCUUGGAAUGUGAUUUAAAACAUCAAUUGUUGUUUAUUCAGGGAAAACUGACUGAGCAUUAAGCUCUUUUACAGCAAUGCCCUGUGUUUACAAACAAAGAGAAUCAAACAAAAACAAUUAUGUAGACAGAUGAAGACACAAAUAAACAAAUAGACCCAAAAAUACAAUAGAUAGAGCGGCGUGACUCGCCAGCAUAACUGUAACUCAGAACACUUAUUUUAAAUAAGGCUAACAAAUAAUAAUAAAAUGUUUAAAAAAAAAAAAAAACUAAACAGAUGUUGUUUAACUCAAAGUUGUAUCAACACUUUAUCAUGGCCAGUUUGUCAUGUAUUGUGUAUGGUGACAUUCCUGAUGAUUUCUUAUGAAAAAUCAUGACAGAGUGAAAAACUGUGAUUAUUAAAUAAAGACUUUUGUGACACACACUAAAUGUCCCAUUUAUUGCAAUCUGUUUGUUCCAAUUUUGAAAAUUGAAUGUCUGUCAUUUCUGUAGCUCUAAUUUCUGUAACAAUGUAUUUUAUAUCUGAGAUCUAUAAGAGAUCUUGGACCAUUUUAAGAUGGUAUUCAAAAUAAAUAUUCUAACAACAAGUAUACGUAACAAAUAACCACAGUUUUGAAAACGAACGUUAAGGGUUGUUUUAAGGACAUGUUUGUGCAUGCCCAUAGCCAGCCACUCUGAAAUAGUCAAAGGCGA